Messenger RNA from Dermacentor silvarum, 888 nucleotides. RefSeq names its product juvenile hormone acid O-methyltransferase. The coding region runs from base 70 to 888 and encodes 272 amino acids. The record is from RefSeq and is a predicted model, not a curated record. Gene Ontology annotation, molecular function: S-adenosylmethionine-dependent methyltransferase activity. The transcript has 4 exons. NCBI's taxonomy places the organism in Eukaryota, Metazoa, Arthropoda, Arachnida, Ixodida, Ixodidae.
CGAUUGGAUCCGAUUGGUUCCCAGGGAAAUCUCAAGAAGGGAUCUGAUCUGUCUGCUUCAACAAGCGCUAUGUCCCAAACUAUCGCCAAGGUUCAAGGUGACUCCAGUGCCGUCAACGUCUUCAAACCGGAACAAUUUGUAGGCGACAAACGACUGCUGCGGAACUUCAGCAGGUGGCUGCUUGACUUUUGCCAGACAGUGUUCCGGCGCGAACCGGACGAGACGCAGCAGUUCCUUGAAGUUGGUUGCGGGAUCGGAGACUUGACGCGAGACGAGCUGCUGCCUCGAUGCCUGCCAUGCCGCCGCAUCGUCGCCGUCGACUUGUCGGCCGAGAUGGUGGAGCACUCCACUCGACACUCGCAUCACGAGAAGAUUGAGUACGGGAAACUGGACAUCGCCAGUGACGAGGACGUGGCCGCGUUCGUCGACGAGCACGGUCUCUUCGACCGGGUGUACUCGUUUUACACUCUCAGCUGGGCGCGGGACCAAGCGAAGGCGCUGAAGAACGUGGCGAGGCUUUUGAAGCCUCGCGGGGAGUGCCUGUUGGUGUUCCACGCUUCUGUUGAGCCUAUCGACGUCAACCGAAACGUAGCUAAAAUGGAGCGCUGGAGCAAGUAUUAUCAUUUGGUAGAGCAAGUGGUGCCAAAGACGCACGACCUGAACGACGACGAACGUGUUGAAUACAUUUCCACUCUUCUGGCAGAAGCUGGACUUUCCCCGAGCAUACUCGAGCUUCCGGUGUUUACAGGUUUUGAUGGCUACAGCUUGGAAACCUUGGCUGACAUGUACAUGGUGAAGAGUCCGAUCUUCGCAGUUCUGUCAGAAGAGGAGAAGCAUCAGUUCCAGAUAGGACAUGGCACACGAGACGCAGAAAAUACGCUCACCUGA